Eruca vesicaria subsp. sativa (arugula) is the source of this 1437-nucleotide messenger RNA. The record is from the annotation of a GenBank genome assembly. Lineage: Eukaryota; Viridiplantae; Streptophyta; Magnoliopsida; Brassicales; Brassicaceae.
CUUUAUACACCAAACAAAAACAAAGAGAAGAACCAAAAAACAAAACUUUUGAGAAUUAACUAAGAAUAAAUGGAAGAACAUCUAAAUCCAUUAGCUGUAACUCAUCUUCUUCAACACACACUAAGAAGCUUAUGUAGCCACGAAAAUUCCCAAUGGGUUUAUGCUGUUUUUUGGAGGAUCUUGCCCAGAAACUAUCCUCCUCCUAAAUGGGAUGGUCAAGGAGCUUAUGAUAGAUCAAGAGGGAACAGAAGAAACUGGAUCUUGGUUUGGGAAGAUGGAUUUUGCAACUUUGCAGCUUCUGCCGGGGAAGUGAUCUCCGGCGAGUGUAGCGGGGGAAGUGGCGGCUCGACGGCGUACGGAAAUAGUGCUUAUCAACAAUAUCAAGGGCUUCAGCCUGAGUUGUUCUUCAAGAUGUCCCAUGAAAUCUACAAUUAUGGAGAAGGGUUGAUAGGAAAAGUGGCUGCAGAUCACAGUCACAAGUGGAUUUAUAAAGAACCUAAUGACCAAGAGAUUAACUUCUUAUCUGCGUGGCAAAAUUCUGCAGACUCAUACCCUAGGACAUGGGAAGCUCAGUUUCAAUCUGGCAUUAAGACCAUUGCCUUGAUUUCUGUUCGAGAAGGUGUUGUCCAAUUAGGAGCUGUUCACAAGGUGAUAGAGGAUUUAAGCUAUGUUGUGAUGUUAAGGAAGAAGCUGAGCUAUAUAGAAAGCAUCCCUGGAGUACUUCUUCCUCAUCCUUCUUCUUCUGGUUACCCUUUCAUCAACACUUCUACUUCUGACACGUGGCAUUUCCCGGGAGUAGCUCCUCCUCCGUCGCAGCUUGAGUACCACCAACAGCGUAUCUACCACUCUGACCAGCACCACCACUUCUUGAUGGACCAACACCAACAGCCGAUGAAGAUAACACCGUCCAUGAGCAGCCUCGAGGCUCUUCUCUCGAAGCUUCCGUCGGUUGUACCUCCGGCCACGCAAGCGGGUUACUUCCCGUUUCACCACAAUGCUAAGGAAGAAAUGAGUCAAGAAGAUCAAAACGGCGCGUUUAGGGUUCAACCUAAUGAUUUGGUUGGUGAGGGUAGUAAUGAUACUAACAACAAUAAUUACAAAAAUAAUAAUGAUAUUUAUGACUAUAACAAUAAUUGCGACAGAGAGCAUAAGAUCGGUGGGUUUCUUAGGGAGGAUUAUUGAGUCUCUAAUAAAUCUCUCGUGUUUGCGUACAAUAAGUAUUAAUAAAUUGUACUAAGAAUUUUCCUGGUCUGACAUUAAAAUCUUAGAUUUUAUUACUUUUUCUCUUAGUUGGGAAGAUAAAUAAAUAUUAAGCUUUGUAUUGUAGUGGUAUGUAUGUCAUGUUUCUGACGUAGUACGUUGAUUUAGCGGUACUUGUGUAAAAUGGUUGCAGAUUCCAUGUCUUUUUGUUUUAAUUUAAGCAGAUUUCAUGUCUUG